GACACCCAUGGGGGCAAUGCAGAAGACUGUUGUUCUCUUUUGCCUGUAUUGCACGGCUGUGGUGAUAUAUACUGUACUUCAACGGCCAACGCAUACUGAUGUAUCCUUCCGGUCUGAAGUUCCAUCCCCAUCAUGUCCAAGUGUAUUACGACACAUGAUGGCAGGCAUGUGGUUAACCAGAUCAAUAUCUGAAGAAGAGGAAGACGAAAUCGAAACAUACUUACGUAAAGCAAUUUACAUUUUGGGGCUAAAGGGUACAUUUGAGAGGCCAGAUAAAAAGUGUGGAAACAUAUCGUACUUUGGUUGGAAGGUCAAACGUAAAGAAGGAGGAUGGUUUCGGGUGUUGUGUGAACCGAGAGGAAGUACUCCGUGUUGCUAUGACAACGUGUGACAAAAGAAAACUACAAGCGAAUGUGUUUGUGAUGGAUGUUAUGACCUUCGAACUCAAAAACAUGCUGAGUAUUCAAAGUGGAUUCCUGACGAUAAACGAUGCCAAGUGAAAAACUUCACGUCCAAAUCUGCGUGUGAACUUCUCAAGGGAGGAACUUUCCACUUCUAUGGCGACUCUCUCGUCCGGCAGAUGUUCUUGGCCUUCAUCAUUAUCGUCAAGGGAGACUAUCGACAUGGCGGACUGGCACCUAAUGCAACUAUCAAGAUGAAACAAGAGUGUGGAGGGAAAAACGUGUUUCCUUUUCAGAAAUGUCGUCCUAACCUGGACUACUCCCCAAGACUCUGCAACGGAACAGUGAAGGCGAAAUUCUUGUUUUGUGGUCGGCUUGAUAUGGGAGGUAAAACCAUGACAAACGAGCUGAAAAACAUACUGGAUACGCCCAAAUCUUUGGUUUUGUUUGGGAGUGGUCUAUGGCGGAUGUUCAACAAAACGGAUAACUCCAAGUUUGCAAGAGCGAUCAUAGACUCUGUGAAAAGCAACACCACACGGAAGUGGCCCAAAUUGCUGUGGUCUGGGUUUAGUGGUUUCGGACUCUGGCGAACAGAGCUUGUUCGGGGAGUAACUAAUGAAAAUGCUCAAGUCUACAACCGAUACAUGGAGAGGUUUGUAGGGAAGUAUAACGUUCCGAUGUUCGAUACAUUCAACUUGACUCAAGGUAUUCGGAGUCUGGAUGGAACUCAUUUUGGUCCGGGGGUCAAUUUUCUUAAAGCACAGAUCUUUUUGAAUUACCUCUUGGAGUUGCAAAACAAAGGAGAGUGGGCCUGAGAAGUUUCCAGUAGAUGUGUACGGAUUGGCUUAUACCCGAGAUCUUUUUGAAUUACCUGUUGGAGUUGCAAAACAAAGGAGAGUGGGCCUGCGAAGUUUCCAGUAAAUGUGUACGGAUUGGCUUAUACCCGGUCUUGUAUGUUAGAUGCUUGAUAGGCAUUUUAUAAGAAGCUAUUUGAUGAACAUAAAGAAUUUUCUGGAUUU
Messenger RNA from Haliotis rubra (blacklip abalone), 1420 nucleotides. RefSeq lists its product as uncharacterized. The coding region runs from base 581 to 1216 and encodes 211 amino acids. The record is from RefSeq and is a predicted model, not a curated record. The transcript is spliced from 3 exons. Lineage: Eukaryota; Metazoa; Mollusca; Gastropoda; Lepetellida; Haliotidae.